UCGCAAACCUGUGGCGGUGACAGGAGACCCGCCAACCGGGAAACGGCGGCGGCGGCUCCCGAGGCUCCGAGGCUCCCGCGCUCCGGCGCCCGCGGUCGCGCUGUCCUCGCUGCUCGCCUGGCCGCCAGGAGAAGAAACAAGCCUGGAGUUGGAGUAGUUCAUUCAAGGUUAUCAAGUUGACAGAUAGAGGGACGAGAACAGAGUCACCAGCACUGGCUGAAGGCAAUCCAGCAUCCAGCAGAGGAGAAGUUACAAGAGAAGGCGUGGGGUGCAGUUGUUCCACUGGUAGGCAAAUUAAAGAAAGUUUACGAAUUUUCUCGGAGGUUAGAAGCAGCAUUAAGAGGGCUUCUGGGAGCCUUGACAAGUACCCCAUAUUCUCCCACCCAGCAUCUUGAGCGAGAGCAGGCUCUUGCUAAACAGUUUGCAGAAAUCCUUCAUUUCACACUCCGGUUUGAUGAACUCAAGAUGACAAAUCCUGCCAUACAGAAUGAUUUCAGCUAUUAUAGAAGAACAUUGAGUCGUAUGAGGAUUAAUAAUGUUCCAGCAGAAGGAGAAAAUGAAGUAAAUAAUGAAUUGGCAAAUCGAAUGUCUUUGUUUUAUGCUGAGGCAACCCCAAUGCUGAAAACCUUAAGUGAUGCCACAACGAAGUUUGUGUCGGAGAAUAAAAAUUUACCAAUAGAAAAUACCACAGGUUGUCUAAGCACUAUGGCCAGUGUGUACAGAGUCAUGCUGGAGACACCGGACUACAGAAGCAGAUUUACAAAUGAAGAGGCAGUGUCCUUCUGCUUGAGGGUAACGGUGGGUGUCAUAGUACUCUAUGACCACGUACAUCCCGUGGGAGCAUUUGCCAAAACUUCAAAAAUCGAUAUGAAAGGUUGUAUCAAAGUUCCUAAGGACCAGCCUCUGAAUAGUGUAGAAGGUCUUCUCAAUGCUCUCAGGUACACAACAAAACAUUUGAAUGAUUGAGACUACCUCCAAGCAAAUUAAGUCCAUGCUGCAAUAGCACUUCCGAGAUGAGAGCCUGCUGCAGGCAGAAGCCCUGUUCUGCAGUGAUGAGGACGCAGUUUUUAGUGAUUGCAAUUACGAUCUCAUUUACUCUUGCUUUUUAUUUCUGUCCUCUGUUCCUCUUCCCUCUUUUUAAAUCAUGUUCUUGUCCUUAAGACUUCUUUUCUGUGCCAAAACCAGUAAAGUUCAACUCUGAAGGGAUGUUGUCCUUUCAAAUAGGCCAUCUAAGGCAGCUAAUUACGCAUUGCAUUGGGGUCUCUACUGAGAAAAAUUCUGUGACUUGAACUAAAUAUUUUUAAAUGUGGAUUUUUUUUGAAAACUAAUAUUUAAUAUUGCUUCUCCUGCAUGGCAAAACUGCCUACUCUGCUAUUUAAAAACCCUCAAUAACUUUAUUUUCUACUGCCGCUUUUUUCAUGUGCAGCCAAAAUGAAAAUGUUUAAAUUAACUGUGUUGUACAAAUGGUACCCAACACAAACUUUUUUUAAAUUAGUAAGACUUUUGUUUAAAGUUUUAUGUUUGCAUUUUGACUUUUUUGUAAAGAUGUAUGUUGUGUGUUUAACCUUUAUUAACUAAGGUUAAAAACUGUGAUGUGUGCGGAGUAUUACGUAUGCAUGUUCAUGUUUAAAGAAUGGCUGUUGAUAAAAUAAAAAUCAGCUUUCAUUU
This is a messenger RNA of Rhinolophus ferrumequinum (greater horseshoe bat), 1668 nucleotides long. RefSeq names its product protein FAM49B-like. Gene Ontology annotation, molecular function: small GTPase binding. NCBI's taxonomy places the organism in Eukaryota, Metazoa, Chordata, Mammalia, Chiroptera, Rhinolophidae. The record is from RefSeq and is a predicted model, not a curated record. Gene Ontology annotation, biological process: positive regulation of T cell activation; regulation of actin filament polymerization. The transcript has a single exon. Bases 466 to 966 code for a protein of 166 amino acids.